Molecule: messenger RNA, 3153 nt
Organism: Talaromyces rugulosus
Lineage: Eukaryota; Fungi; Ascomycota; Eurotiomycetes; Eurotiales; Trichocomaceae
Exons: 6
Coding region: 1-3153 (1050 amino acids)
Biological process (GO): phosphatidylcholine biosynthetic process; regulation of DNA-templated transcription
Molecular function (GO): zinc ion binding; DNA-binding transcription factor activity, RNA polymerase II-specific
Source: RefSeq, a predicted model, not a curated record
AUGGAUGGUCGCAUGCAACAACAGCCCACAUCAGCAUCAGCGCCGCGAAAACGCCGGGCUCACCGAAAAUCCCGCGCUGGUUGUCGGAACUGCAAACUUCGUCGAGUUAAGUGCGAUGAGACACGACCGGCUUGCCGGAACUGCACUGGUCUGCUUGUGACCUGCAACUACGAUACUUCCUCAGUCGCCAAGUCCGGAACUGCCUAUGACGGGGAUCUCAGUUUCUCGGUAUCGGCGGUAAAGCUCGCCAAUUAUGCCGUAGUCAAGGUCUUCAGCGAGACGGUGUCUCCUCAGUGUCCACAGGCAAUUGAUAUGCCCCAAUUUCGCCCUCUCACUAAGUGCGAUAUCGACCGACUGAAGAGAUGGGACACGCGAACGGUCUUCACUCUUGGGCCCCCAGAGAUCUGCUCUUCCUAUCAGCUGUCUGUGAGAAAGGACGCUGCACAGUAUCCCUACUUGCUGCAUGCCAUAUUAGCCAUGACUACCAUGCAUGAUCGAGUUUACCAAGCAUUGGAAUACUCGGACGAUGACUGCAGCAUGGAGACCCAGUACUAUCAUCUUGGCCGUGCUGCCGCGCUAUUCAAAGAGAGACUAACCAAGCCGUCUAUUAAAACAGCAGACCGUAAUGCCAUAUGGACAACAGCGUCUCUGCUUAACCACAUGUCAUCGUCUGCACUGAAGACAUGGGACCCUGAGAGGUCAUGGCCACUAGCAGCAACCCCAGAUCCCCAUAUGGACUGGUUUAAUAUGAGCCAAGGACUUUUAACUAUAUACCAACAUGCUUCUCCCGCUGAACCGGGCGGAUUGUUCUAUGAUCUUUUUAAAAAGCCCCGAGUCCCUGGACACGACAUUUUAAGAAACAAAUGGAAGCAAGACAGCCGCGAAGGGAUCGAUGGCAUUCCCUUUUCGUUUAUCUCUCUCUGCGAGCUUAAUGUCUUAUCGAACGCGGAAAAUAACCCAUAUCACGCAGCGGUGCGGGCUCUCAUUGAGAUCUGGGACAUGGAGCAUAACAAAUAUACAGCAUUCCGCUUCAUGUCCUUUAUUUCGCUGCUGCGCCCGGAAAUGAAGGAUUUGGUGCAGCAAAAGGACCCGCGCGCCCUACUUAUACUGGCUUACUGGUAUACGAAAAUGUUUGAUCUGCACUGGUGGGUGCACCAGCGAUCCGUUGUCGAAUGCACUGCCAUAUCUGCCGCCUCAGCCAACCAUCGCCGCAGCUUCAAGCACGAGAAACACUUGUCGACUCUCCUCGUUGUGCCUCCCCCGCCCGCGUUCUAUCAUGAGUUCUGGAUGGUGAAAUCGCCUGGUUCCACAUCCACACUUUGUUCUCGACGGCUUGAAAGCACGCAAACGAAAAGUACAACAACUCGUUGCCCUGUCGAAGACACUGCUGGCUCUGCCUAUUCUGCUCCUCUGCCUGCGAUUACCGAAACAAAGACGCGAGCGCUGGGAAGCUCGCGCCGCAAUCACGAGACCAUGCUGACGCUAAACCGCCUUACUAGUCGUCCCUACAUCACCCACGCACGGAGCAGUCGCACCUUGCUCGAUUUUCAACAAAAGGAAUACAGCAGAAUGGAAGACGAAGAUGUACUUGCGCGCAUCAAGGCUGCCUCCGCGUCUUCGGAGGCGUCCACUGCACCAGUGUCGCCCGAUCUGCUCGCUGUUGACUCGGACGGUACUCCAGUGCCGACAGAUGGCUCUGCCUCGCCCACAUUGUCCCCCGGGAAGCUGUCGAGGAGCCAGUCCUUUUCGAAUAGCAGUUCCUACCAGGAGGACUGGGAGACCUUUCCGCCCUUGGAAAAGUUGACCAUUUUUGAUAUGUUCGACACCUUUUCGCUCUCUCAGAAGAUCGAAAAGUGGCAGCAAACGAUCAACCAACAACGGGAGCGCGUGCGCAAGCAACGCCAGAAGUUGAAGUCUGUCUCCGACCUCGCCAAGGAUCGCGUUGUCGGCCAGUGGAAGAAACGUGUGCCAACGGCUGAAGAGCAGCUCGACAAAUACCGCGGCCGGAUGCGCACUUCGGUGGACCGACUGAACAAACAAUGGAACAAAAGUUCGACAGUGACUCUUCGGGAAAAGGUAUCCUUCCUUUGCGGUGUGAUGAACAUUUUCAUCAGUGGUUAUAUUAUCGGCGCUCAUCCGGAAUACUUUUAUUGGUGGUACACCCUCCAACUGUUCUACUUUAUGCCCAUUCGCUUGUACUCGUACCACAAGCGGGGCUACCACUAUUUCCUGGCAGAUCUGUGUUAUUUUGUGAACCUCUUGUCGAUGCUGACCAUCUGGGUCUUUCCUCAAUCGAAACGACUUUUGAUUGGGACCAUCUGCCUGGCGUAUGGAAAUAACGCUGUUGCAAUCGCCUUGUGGCGAAAUUCGAUGGUCUUCCAUAGCCACGACAAAAUUGUUAGUGUGUUCAUUCAUAUCAUGCCGCCAGUCGCCUUCCAUUGCAUCACGCAUAUGACCUCUCCUGAGAUGCUCAAAGAAAGAUUCCCGGCCGUCUACAACGUCAAAUUUAGUGCGCCAGGCGCGCCUGAACAUUUCACACUCCCGGCCAUGAUGCUCUGGGCUUCUAUCCCAUAUGCAGUCUGGCAACUGACAUACCACCGAUUUAUCACAGUGCGCCGUGCCGAAAAAAUCGCCGCUGGCCGGCCCACUAGCUAUACCUGGCUUCGUCGCUCCUAUGCUAAGACCUGGAUCGGAAAAAUUGUCUUGGGACUCCCCAGUAUUCUUCAAGAGCCCGCAUUUAUGCUGGUCCAGUACCUCUACGCGGUCUUAACUAUGAUACCCUGCCCGCUGUGGUUCUGGUACCGAUGGGCUAGUGCCGUCUUCGUGACAGUCAUGUUCAUGGUGAGCAUUCACAAUGGCGCAGCUUAUUAUAUUGACGUCUUUGGAAAGCGGUUCGAGAGGGAACUGGAAGCCUUGAAGAGAGAUGUUUCCCGAUGGCAGUCAUCCCCUGAUUUCACCACCAGCCCAGUUCUUACUCCUGACACUGCGGACGAAGGCACCAGUAUGCUUAGUGACCUUCUCGACUUACCGCCAGUGAUGGCUGAGAAAGCGAAACUUGAACAUAUCCCCAGUCUUGAUGAUUUGACCAGCACUACUGGCUCCCAGCCCGGAGCGCCUGAUGUAGCAUCUCAACUGCGAAACCGAACCGUCUGA